AUGGAGGGUGACGGCAAGGAGGCCGCAGGCAAGCGCCUUGACUGGGCCACCAUGAACCUCGAGGGCGGCCGCGCCGUCGCCGGCGAGAAGGGUGACGGCAAUGCGACCAGGAAGCCGCCGAUGGGCAUCGUCCGGCUCUUCCUCGCAUGCAUGGUCUCCGGCGGCAUCCAGUACGGCUGGGCGCUCCAGCUCUCCCUCCUCUCGCCAUACUCUCAGACUCUUGGGAUCUCGCACAGCUACGUCUCCCUGACAUGGAUCUGCGGGCCUAUCGCCGGAUUUGUGGUGCAACCCAUCGUCGGCUACUACAGCGACCGGUGCACGGCGAAGAUCGGCCGGCGGCGGCCAUUCAUCCUCGCCGGAUGCAUCAUCAUCUGCCUCUCUGUGCUGAUGAUCGGCUUCUCGGCGGACAUCGGGCGCCACCUCGGCGACACCAAGGAGAACUGCAGCACGUUCACCGGCUCCCGGUGGUCCGCCGCCGCCGUCUACAUCGUGGGCUUCUGGUUCCUCGACUUCGCCAACAACACCGUCCAGGGACCUGCUCGCGCGAUGAUGGCUGACCUUUCCGCCGGACAGCACGGCCCCAACGUUGGCCAGGCGAUCUUCUCCCUGUGGAUGGCUCUUGGCAGCGUCCUCGGCUACUUGUCCGGCGCCAACGCGAAAUGGCACGAGUGGCUCCCAUGGCUCAAGACCGCCGCGUGCUGCGACGCCUGCGCAAAUCUCAAGGGCGCCUUCUUGACUGCUGUGAUCCUCAUUAUCAUCAGCAUGUCGGUCACCUUGGCCCUCGCCGGCGAAGAGCAACUUGGCAAGGACGACGUCGAAGCCUCCUCCGGCGGCGCGUGCUCCGCGUUCGUCGACCUCUUCAAGUGCCUCAAGAAUCUUCCCCCUGCCAUGUUCAAGGUGCUCGCAGUCACGGCCGUCACCUGGCUCUCGUGGUUCCCCUUCUUCCAGUACAACACCGACUGGAUGGGCCGGGAGAUCUACCACGGCGAGCCGCAGGGCUUGGGCAGCAAGGCGGACGCCUUCAACGCCGGCGUCCGUGAGGGCGCCGUCGGCCUCCUCUUCUGCUCCAUCGCGCUCGGCGUCACCUCCUUCCUCAUCCCCAAGCUGUGCCGGAAGCUCACGUCCCGGGUCGUCUGGUCCAUCAGCAACCUCAUGGUGUUCGCCUUCAUGACCGUCAUGGUCGUCCUCGGCAUGAUCUCCAUGAAGGGCUACAAGCCCUCCCUCACCGCCGGCCUCAUCGGCCCCGACCCGACGUUCAGGGGCAUCGCGCUCGCCGUCUUCGCCCUCAUCGGCAUCCCGCAGGCGGUGCUGUUCAGUGUCCCAUGGGCCGUGGCGUCUGAGGUUGCCACCGAGGAGGGCGGAGGCCAAGGUCUCACCAUUGGCGUCCUCAACAUCGCCAUCGUCCUUCCACAGCUGGUGAUCGCGCUCACCGCCGGCCCGAUCGACGGCGUGUUCAACAAGGGCAACACCCCGGCCUUCGGCAUCGGCGCCGCCUUCGCCCUGAUCUGCGCGGUCCUGGCGAUGGUCCUGCUCCCCAAGACGAGAGGAACGUCCAACGCCACCGUCAUGGCCGGCGGGCACUGAUCUCUACCACACAGCGGCAGGGCCGAGAGUGGAUCAGAAACCCAGCGUCUGCAUCUUGGUUCCUGCCGCACCUGAUUCAUCAUAUAUAAUGAAAAAAAAAGGAAGUUAACACUGGUAAGCAGGAAAGGCAGGGUUAGUUUGUCUGGUAAUCCCCGGAGUGUUGUCAAUGUCGAGUACUCAAGUCUGUUCAAAUGUGAGGCUCUGCCGGGCCUCAUGUUUAUCCGCGUUGAACUCUGUAUUAGGUUUUCCCCUUGGACACUGCAGCAGUAGAGGGCGAGGUAGAAUUUUUCCAAAUGUUUUGCACAACUGGAAAUGUCCGUCUCAAGUUCUCUCUGAUGUAGCGGUUACAAAGCCUAUCAAUGAAACGCAUUCUGAAUAUUU
Molecule: messenger RNA, 1965 nt
Organism: Panicum hallii
Lineage: Eukaryota; Viridiplantae; Streptophyta; Magnoliopsida; Poales; Poaceae
Product: sucrose transport protein SUT5-like
Exons: 11
Coding region: 1-1584 (527 amino acids)
Biological process (GO): transmembrane transport
Cellular component (GO): membrane
Molecular function (GO): sucrose:proton symporter activity
Source: RefSeq, a predicted model, not a curated record